This is a messenger RNA of Helicoverpa zea (corn earworm), 1500 nucleotides long. RefSeq names its product facilitated trehalose transporter Tret1-like. Gene Ontology annotation, cellular component: membrane. NCBI's taxonomy places the organism in Eukaryota, Metazoa, Arthropoda, Insecta, Lepidoptera, Noctuidae. The record is from RefSeq and is a predicted model, not a curated record. Gene Ontology annotation, biological process: transmembrane transport. Gene Ontology annotation, molecular function: transmembrane transporter activity. The transcript has 9 exons. Bases 51 to 1454 code for a protein of 467 amino acids.
CGUGAGUUCUCAUGAUUGAAGAUCUAAAACAGACAAGUAAAUAACAAAUUAUGGGCAUCUUCUUUCAACUUGUCGGCACAACUCUAUUAUGCUGUUCCUGCAUAAACAUGGGAGUCAUGAUGGCAUGGCCAUCUUCCACCAUCCUCCUCUUCAAAUCUUCUAACACGACGCUCCAUCGACCCAUGGGAGACGCGGAAGUAUCACUGUUUGGCAGUCUGCCCGCCAUAGGAUCGUUGAUAGCUAACCCCAUAGCUGGGGUAGUGUUGGAUAGGAUGGGGAGGAAGAAGACUGUUAUGUUGACUUCUAUGAUGUUUGUGCUAGCCUGGUCAAUAAUAGCGAUGACGUCACAAGUGGAAGUAGUCCUCACUGCCAUGUUUGUAGGAGGACUAGGGUUCGCUAUUUUCUUGGAGACCACUAUCUACAUCAGUGAGAUCAGCCAGGACUCCAUAAGAGGAACAAUGACAGCAGGACCGAUGCAAUUUUACGGCUUCGGCAUACUAGUCUCGUAUUUCCUAGGAGGAUACCUAACAUACAUACAUAUGGUGUAUGCCUGUCUAACCAUGGCCGUGGUUGGGGUGCUACUGCUUGCGGUCUUGAAGGAAUCGCCGUUGACUCUCAUGGCGAAUGGUAGGGAGGAGGACGCAGCGAAAUCAAUAGCAUUUUACAGAAGUAAAAAGACCAUUUCCAAAGAAGUGGUGCAAGAAUUAGACAAACUACGACGGAUUUUUAGUUCCAAUACAGAAGACGUUCAAUCUUUGACUGCGAUCGAAGAAAGACUUGGUCCCACAUUGGAGGCCAAGAAAAUGACAUGGUGGCAGUUUUUCAAAAAUUCACCAUCAACUCAGCGCGAAUUCUUCGUAAUAAUGAUCCUUAAAGUAGCGUUCGUGUUCCAAGGGCUACCAGUAGUCCAGGUUUAUGCAGAGCCAUUAUUUGCCGAAGCAGUGCCCAGUGACGUCAUAUCGCCCAAUCUCUGCAGUUUGCUAAUGGGAGUUGUGGUGAUUAUAGCCGGGAGCAUUGCUGCGUAUCUGACGGAUGUCGUUGGGAGACGGCCGCUUCUAAUUUACUCAUCAAUAGCAGCUGGUUUCUGCUGCAUAGUACUAGGAACGCAGAUCUUGACGGAGUGGGGCCCAAAGUGGACGAUACCCAUGUUCAUUUACAUAUUCACGGCAUUCUAUACUUUUGGAGCAGGAACAGUGCCUGUUGUGGUGCUGGCUGAAGUGUUUUUACCAGAAGUAAAGAGCAUCAUGUCGAUGUUAGCAGUGGAAUGGGCGUGGAUUCUCAACUUCCUUAUCCUAUUUGUUUUCAACCUCCUGGUGACUUCUGUUGGCCUGCCCCCGGUCUUUUAUUUCUUCUCUUUUGUUUGCUUCUCUACUGCUGUAUUCUUCUUCUUUUUCUUACCGGAGACUAAGGGGUUGCCAGUUUAUGCCAUACAAGAGUUGUUCACUAAGAAAUGAAUUUGUUAUAUUGUUUAUGUUGUAAAUAAAUGUUUUUGUAAGGAUA